AUGACCAUGUCGUGUAAAUUGGCCAUGAUGGGCAAAGUGACCAUGCUGGGUAAAGUGGCCAUGUCGUGUAAAUUGGCCAUUACGGGUGAAGUGGCCAUGUCGGGUAAAGUGGCCAUGAUGGGCAAAGUGGGUAUGCCGGGCAAGGUGGCCAUGCCAAGAUGCUGGGGUGGUUGCACUUCCCUCCGUGAGUCUGCAGGGGGCAGGCAACACAACACCGUGGCUCGACCACCCGUGUGGCACACUCUACAGGGGGGAGACCUGGUCACCAGCUGGCUCGCGCCUCUCAGUGGUGGCCCUGGUGGUCCUGGGUGGUGCGGGGGUCGCCACCAGGGGCCGCUGGCACCUCGUCGCCCGAGGACGGCUUCUCCGCGGCGCCUGGUGACUCCUGCUCGCUCAAAGCCUCGUCACCACCUGGCUCGCACCUCUCAGUGGUGGCCCUGGUGGUCCUGGGUGGUGCGGGGGUCGCUGCCAGUGGCCGCUGGCACCUCGUCGCCCGAGGACGGCUUCUCCGCGGCGCCUGGGGCCGCUGGCACCUCGUCGCCCGAGGACGGCUUCUCCGCGGCGCCUGGUGACUCCUGCUCGCUCAAAGCCUCGUCACCACCUGGCUCGCACCUCUCAGUGGUGGCCCUGGUGGUCCUGGGUGUGGCCGCUGGCACCUCGUCGCCCGAGGACGGCUUCUCCGCGGCGCCUGGUGACUCCUGCUCGCUCACAGCCUCGUCACCACCUGGCUCGCACCUCUCAGUGGUGGCCCUGGUGGUCCUGGGUGGUGCGGGGCCUCGUCACCACCUGGCUCGCACCUCUCAGUGGUGGCCCUGGUGGUCCUGGGUGGUGCGGGGGUCGCUGCCAGUGGCCGCUGGCACCUCGUCGCCCGAGGACGGCUUCUCCGCGGCGCCUGUGGCCGCUGGCACCUCGUCGCCCGAGGACGGCUUCUCCGCGGCGCCUGGUGACUCCUGCUCGCUCAAAGCCUCGUCACCACCUGGCUCGCACCUCUCAGUGGUGGCCCUGGUGGUCCUGGGUGUGGCCGCUGGCACCUCGUCGCCCGAGGACGGCUUCUCCGCGGCGCCUGGUGACUCCUGCUCGCUCAAAGCCUCGUCACCACCUGGCUCGCACCUCUCAGUGGUGGCCCUGGUGGUCCUGGGUGGUGCGGGGGUCGCCACCAGGGGCCGCUGGCACCUCGUCGCCCGAGGACGGCUUCUCCGCGGCGCCUGGACGGCUUCUCCGCGGCGCCUGGUGACUCCUGCUCGCUCAAAGCCUCGUCACCACCUGGCUCGCACCUCUCAGUGGUGGCCCUGGUGGUCCUGGGUGGUGCGGGGGUCGCCACCAGGGGCCGCUGGCACCUCGUCGCCCGAGGACGGCUUCUCCGCGGCGCCUGUGGCCGCUGGCACCUCGUCGCCCGAGGACGGCUUCUCCGCGGCGCCUGGUGACUCCUGCUCGCUCACAGCCUCGUCACCACCUGGCUCGCACCUCUCAGUGGUGGCCCUGGUGGUCCUGGGUGGUGCGGGGGUCGCCACCAGGGGCCGCUGGCACCUCGUCGCCCGAGGACGGCUUCUCCGCGGCGCCUGGUGA
Messenger RNA from Bacillus rossius redtenbacheri, 1566 nucleotides. Its product is annotated as mucin-1-like. The record is from RefSeq and is a predicted model, not a curated record. Bases 1 to 1566 code for a protein of 521 amino acids. NCBI's taxonomy places the organism in Eukaryota, Metazoa, Arthropoda, Insecta, Phasmatodea, Bacillidae. The transcript has 9 exons.